Molecule: messenger RNA, 855 nt
Organism: Capronia epimyces CBS 606.96
Lineage: Eukaryota; Fungi; Ascomycota; Eurotiomycetes; Chaetothyriales; Herpotrichiellaceae
Product: urease accessory protein
Exons: 1
Coding region: 1-855 (284 amino acids)
Molecular function (GO): nickel cation binding; GTPase activity
Source: RefSeq, a predicted model, not a curated record
AUGGCGACACACUCGCACGAGGGGGCCGCGUCGCACUCACACGACCAUGACCACGCCAACGGCACGCCGCAUGGACACUCGCACGAGAUCCUCGACGGGCCAGGGUCAUACAUCCACCGAGAAAUGCCACUGGUGGAGGGCCGGGAGUUCAGCGACCGGGCAUUCACGAUCGGGAUUGGCGGACCGGUCGGGUCGGGCAAGACGGCGCUGAUGCUGGAGCUAUGCCUGGGGCUCCGAAAAGAGUACAACAUCGCGGCGGUGACCAACGACAUCUUCACGCGCGAAGACGCCGAGUUCCUGACGAAACACGGGGCGCUGACGCCCGAACGGAUCGUGGCGAUCGAGACGGGCGGGUGCCCGCACGCGGCGGUGCGCGAGGACAUUUCGGCGAACCUGCUGGCCCUGCAAGGCCUGCACGCCAAGUUCCAGACGGAUCUGCUGCUGAUCGAGUCCGGCGGCGACAACCUGGCGGCCAACUACAGUCGCGAGCUGGCCGACUUCAUCAUCUACGUCAUCGACGUCGCCGGCGGCGACAAGGUGCCUCGCAAAGGCGGGCCCGGCAUCACCGGCAGCGACCUGCUGGUCAUCAACAAGUGCGAUCUGGCCGACGCCGUCGGCGCCGACGUCGACCUCAUGGAGACCGAGGCCAGGAGGAUGCGUGAGGGCGGGCCCGUCGUGCGCGCCGUCAUCAAGAACGGCGUCGGCGUCAAGGAGACGAUCGAUAUGAUUCUCUCCGCCUGGAAGAGUACCCCCGCCUACUACGAGAGUCGGAAGCGCUGGGCCGCCGGCGUCCUGAGGGGCAGCGGCGACCAGCCCAACGUCAAUCGAUAUACGAGGGUCAUGCCGCAGCAGUGA